CUUGAGAAACUUCCAGACAAAACAUAACAUGUCCAGCGAAGAACAACGAUCGCUGCUCGGAAGUUCUUCAAGCUCGGAUCAGCAGAAUUCACGGGUAAAUAGUGAUCACAGUACUGAACACGCAUUUAGGGUGUGCUGAGUAUAACUGAAAUACGUCUUUUCUGUUUAUUGCACCUCUCUGCUUCUAAUUAGGCGUCGUCCUUUUCAAGCAAAUGGGGAUUAGUUUUGUCUUGUAUCGGAUGUGUCGUUGGUACAGGAAACAUUUGGAGAUUUCCGAGAAUAGUGGCAAAUAACAGCGGCGAGAAAGGUAUCAAAGAAGUGUAUAUUUGAAAGUAUCUCUUUAAUGCUUAAAUUUCGUUUUAUCAUUGAUACGUGUGGGAUCCUGAUGUCGACUACCUCUAACAUUUUAUAAAUUUCCACGAUCCACGUGAUUCCCUUUGACCUGUCACUGUUUGGUGACCUUCACGUAAAGCAAAUAGCGUUUCAUACAUACCGCUUUUUUUAUAAAGAAAAAUAGGCUAUUAAAGAAAAAAUAGUAAAAGGAAAUCAAUGCAGUGCAUUCCUUUGUUUGUCCACGGAGUGUGCUCGCAAGCGUAAUGAGGUAACUGUCGGGGUUAGGGGGGAGGGGGUAUUUCAUUUAGCGAUGAUGGGGAGGGUGAGGGGGUAAAUUGCUAUGAAGAGAGACAUUUAGAUGCAAUGAAGCAAGAAUUUUCCUGGGGGGGUACUACCUUAUAUAAGCCAUAUAGGUGUGUGCUGCCCCAGAGGGUAUGGUUUUGGCACCUUUUUGUUCUGAAAACCGGUAUACGCUUUUUCCAUUUUUUAUCGUUUCAAUUCCAAAUAAAUACAAUGUAAGAACGAAGUAGAAAUAUGCAAAUUUGAAAUGCAUUUGAAGAAUUGUUUUGUUUGCGCUCUAAUCUAAGAAAUGUCUUGACAUAAUUUUUAGAGGUCUGGUCUGAAAAUGCGUGUGGAAAAUGAGAUUUUUUGGUCUAAAAUAGGAUCAGGAUUUAGAGAACGAGGUGGUACAACCCCUUCAAGAAUUACCAGAGUACCAUUCCUGGGGCAUUUUCAGUAAAAUGGGCUUCAAAUAACUGAGUCAGUUUUAAGUGGGCCUUCUAGCUAAUCAACAUCAUCCACUGCAGUUACCACUGAAGAAGGGAUCAAAGGGGCUUUUGCAUGGUACAGGAGAGUGUUGUUCAUUUUUGUAAAAGCUGAAAAUAUGAAGUUAAAAUCUGUGAAAUACUGUCGUUUAAGGUUAGAAAAGUGAACAGGGAUUUUGAAUUACCGUGAUGCCUUAUUUGUACUUUUCCAACAUCUGUGAAAAGUGUGUAGAACCCUCCCCCUUUUAAUUUACCACCCCCCCUUGUUAAAUGGUGGGUUAGGAGUAGGGAGUUGGCUAUGUACUGUAAAUUGAGCUCUUGAAUUCCAACUUUAAAUGUACAGUUUUCUGAAGUGAGUAAUACAUACAUGUAAUUUUAUUAUACAACUGUACAUCAAACCCUCCUUCACUUCUGUAGGACCACUCAUCUUCUUAAGAACAAGGGUCAUUACCAAAAAUAAGACCAUAACAACAGACUCAGCGGGCAUGUUGGUCCCUCACCAAGACAGUGAGACCAUUUGGUAAACAUCUGGGACUUUGGUGGAAUAAUUUCAAGACCCAGAUAGUUAAAAUAAGAGCUUGAAGAUCCUCCAAUAGGCAACAUAUAUAAAUGAAUCAAAAUCUGGUCCCAAUGGUUCAAAUUUUGAUCAACUGGGGCCUGUUGUUUGACUGUUUCCAUAGGUGGACUCCAGUUCCUUUUAGUAUGGAUAUUAUUCCUGGCAUUCUGGUCUAUACCAGUGAUUUUGAUAGAGUAUUCUGUUGGUCGUUACACAAGACAUGGUCCUGUGAAGUCCUUCCGUUCAUUGGUCGGACCCUGGUCAUUGUGGUGUGGGGGAUGGAUGGUUGCUGUUGUUGUUCUCAUUGGGUGAGUAUAAGUCUCCCAGAUAGUUGGUUACUUCCUUUCUAGAAGCAUAUGAAUCUUGGUAACUGCAGAUUAAGGCAAAGUAGCAAGGUUGGUAUUCCCGUGUAAGACUCCGGGGCCAUUUCUGUUCCAGAAAAACCGUCCAAUUUCAAAGUCAUAAUGAGAUCAAGAGUUUCAAAUAAAAACUACAUGUAACUGGCCAGAUCAGUCAAAUCCUAAAUGACAGUAUGCACAAAGGAGAUGGUCUUUCAGCAAAAACUCUAGAAGAAAGCCUGUUUUUCAAAAUGACUGACCUGGCCAUGGUCCAGCCAGCCAGUUCUGACUUUUGGAAGGCUGAUCCUGUUUUCUCUAAUGGAAAUAUAUGUAGUAUUUGACAAUCAUUGUCAUGAUCUUUCAAGAUUAUUUAUUCCAGACAUUAUCAAUUGAAUUGUUUUAGGUCGUACUACUCUGUUGUGGUUGGGUGGUGUUUUUAUUAUCUAUUCCGCUCCAUCUUCUAUCAUCUGCCAAACUCAAUACAAGAGAGUAGGAAUAUUUGGAAGGACUUACAGGUAACCUCUGAAAAUAAUUUUGGUUUUGGAUAUAGCAUGUUGGUAUUCAAAGCAGGCGCCGAUCAGUGAGAUGAUUAUAAUGAUAUUAUAGUGUGAAAGGUUUGAACGCAGGAGUCAUUUCAAAAGUAGGUUGAGUUUGAUAGUCUGGUUGAACGUAGUCCUGAAUAGGACUGUUGUUGUUGGCAGUGGCUGACGUUUUGACAACCUGUGCGGUAAUCAUCUUCAGAGUCAAAGUGAGUUGUGUCACGUCAGUUGAUGGUAUUAUACUCUGGUUAUUGUUCUGAUUGGUCAAUUACGUCGCGUUUUGGGUACUUUUAGAAGCUACUCACUUAAUGAUGGGAAGUCACAUGUAUUCAUUGCGUACCUAAUUUUUUCUUUAAAGGAACAUCAUCAAUACAUUCCAGUCCUUCUCCACCUGUUGACUCUGUUCAUCACCAGUAUUUCAUUAACAAGAUCAGUGUCAUCAAUUGAACGUGUGAACAGCAUCAUUGUCCCUCUUCUGUUACUUGUAUUGGUAGUGUCUUUCUAUUGGUCCUUGACUUUGGAAUAUGCAUCUCAAGGAAUCUCUUUUCUCUUUUCACCUGACUGGGGUAAGUACAGUUGUAAUGCAGUAGCUUGAUGCCAACACUGGUUUCCCUAAGAAAAGAAGUCCCAGGAACAAGCGCAGAAAUUCCAUACUGAUGACGUGUCACUACCCAGAUCAGUCUGGGUUGUGCUUCUGGUUGGUGGUGCGGUGGAAGAAAUUUGUUUCAACCAAUCAGAUGCACUUCCCAUAUCUGGGCAGUGAUACUUCAUCAGUGUAGAAUUUCUGCGCUAUUUCCUCAGAAUUCCGCUUUGAUGACGGCUAAAUUUUCGAAACCACGAUGAAAAUCUAUGGAACCAAAAAACUUGAUCAAAAAGAGCAAAUGCACAAGUGUCUUUCUGUUUUUCAAAAUAACUUGUCUAAGUUCUUGGUGACUUGUUUAGAACUUGGUACAAACUAUAAAAUAGCUUUACACGAACAGGUCAGAGUGUAUACGUACGACCAGGCGCGGUAACGACGUCACUAAAAGUGUAAUCUCUGAAACUUUUACAGGGUAAUAACUCCAGCAUCAAGACGUGUCUAUUUGUAAGUAACACUGUUGUUAUGAUUCUUCAGGUGAACUAAAAAACCUAAGAUUGUGGGUCGAAGCAGCUUCUCAAAAUGCUUGGGAUACAGGUAUGAAAGAAUACGAGCGUAUUUCGAGGACCGCACUCAAUAAAACCUUUUAUUUUUGAAUUUCUUUCUUUGAUGUUUUUCUAAUCCUGCUAGGCGCUGGAGCGGGGUUAUUCUUGACCUAUGCAACAUUUAUGACGAGAAGAAAUAGCGUGGUCAAAAUAGGAACCAUUCUCCCAACAUGUAAUAACUUAAUAAGGUAAAGAGAACAUUUUUUCUCGUCUUAACAUCGUGAGGAGCGAUUGACCACAGGGACGGAACCAAGAAUGUUUCGUGGAUUUUGAGGCACAAGCUGUUUAACUGCUGGUAUUACGCUUCCACCCUCCCCUCGGGGUACUCAAAAAUGAUUUAUGCGGGGAGGCAUAAACACCAUUUUUGACGCAAAAGGUAUCCCUUUCCUGUACCUUAUAUUGACAGUUGGUACCCCUUUCACAUACCUAGUGUAGAACAUUGCAUCCCUUUUAACUCCUGUAAACGCAAUGUUUUUAAAAUAUGGAUAACCAACUAAACCAGAACGUUUUCUCCACUUUUUUCACAGCCAUAAAAUACAUCUUUUUAUAGCCUUUUUGGGCCAUUUUACAGACCGAAACGAUAGAUUUCCCUAUCCUUUCAUAUACUUCAACUAAUGAAACCCCUAAACUUCCUUAAACCUGAAGCCUAAAGAAAGUACCCCUUUCGGGCGGAGCCGCCCCGUAUAGGCCAUCGUAGAGAGUACCCCCACCCCCUCGGGAUCCUUCCUUACCGUUGCACAUUAGUUCCCCUGGGCAUUUCACGUUAUGAUACUUGUUUCCGGUAGAAAAAAAAAAAUUUCAAACGGAACCCCACUUUUUGCGUUGAUAUUGUAAUGUUUUGGUAUGGGAAAAGGAACUGUUUAUACGGGCCAGAAGUUGCGGCGGCCCUGCCAAAAUUGGAUCUGAAUUGAACCUGAAAUUGAACCCGUUAAUCAGUGUCAAAGGUUACUGCAAAUAUUUCAAUUUAGUUGAGUUGUUAAGUUGAGCAGUAAAGGGGAAAUUAACCGUCGAAAAGGUUAAUAGAAGUUGGAGACAUUCGUCUCUCGUUUUUAAGCAACAUUGUUCACUGCCUUUCAACGGUCACUCUUUCCGCUUCAAUGAAAAUAAUAGUUAAAAGGUCUUAGGAUCGGCUGAGAGCUCCGCAUAUAUACGCCUCAUGGUAAAGCUGUUGUUAUCAUUCGAAGCCGUAGAAUUAAAGUUAUGACUAAACAUUGAUUUGUCUUUUUCAUGUUGUUGUUUUCUAGCUUAAUUUGCGCUAUAACAUUAUAUUGCACCGUCUUCUCCACGGAAAUACGAGAACGGCAAAGUCAAAGCAAAAUAGCAGCUUUACUCAGAGAGGAUGGGUACGCCAAUACUGGGCUGACUUUUCUUUGGUAAGCUGUAAGAGCCGAACAGACAGAGAAAACCAGGGGGGCACUCCAGGGAAGUCUGGGAAGAGGUGUGCCUCUAAGGCCUUCAAAACCUGACCCUGUUUAAGACAAAAACCGUUCAUUUUGCUGCCCUGUUUAAUACAAGAGACCUUAUUUUAGGACUGUAAUUCGUUUCGUUUGGCAUACAGAAAUAAGAAGUUUUUUUAACAAAAAUAAUAUAAUAAAAACUUAGAUGACAAAUGCAGACCUCUCCGCGCUAUCCUUUUAAGCUUUUGAAAGGCUUUCGGUCCAAAAAGGCAACCUGUUCAAGACACUAAAACGUACACCCUGUUUAAGACUCAAGUGACCUGUUCCAGGGAUCGAGAAACGUUGCGCGAAAACCACGUGGGCGCUUGGGAAGGACGGAGUAUUGAGCCUGUAAGCAUUGUUCUCCAUACCCCAUUCCAGCAUACCAGCUCCUAGUAUACCCUUAAGGUUGGUAAAUUGUGACAGUUUACUUCAACAGUUAUGUCAAUCAUCUGGCAUCACGCGCGGAGUCUAAAAACAUGUCGAUCAUGUAAAACCCUCCUACACCGCCCCUUUUUGAUGUUUUGACAUUUGACAUUUUGACACGAGAAACAGUUUCUCGUUGGCGGAGUAGUGGGCAGAUUGAGGUACAUGUAUUUGAGAAAAUGCUUACAGACUCUCCUCUUCUCUCUUCCCGCAAUUUUUCGCCCGUUCGCUUUUUCACUGCUCGCUCGCUUUUUUGCUCGUCCACACUGACCGAGAGCCUGGCAAAGGCACUCAACACCUGGGUACAGGCGCUCAAGACCCUGAAAACGGUAACCACACCCUAUUCAGCCGCACGUACCCGUUUAAAUAAAGGAGCGUCACCCACGGUUAGCAAACGUAUUGUUUUGUUGGCAGUUUCCGUAUUGGCUCUGUAAUGGUUUCAUGCAUUCUUUCCACUAGGAUGCCGGUUCUGUACAAAGAGCUGGGAGUUCCAGGUCGUGUCUUGUCAUGUCUAUUCUUCCUUUGUUUGGCCUUGGCUGGUGUUAGCUCACUCAUAGCUGUGCUAGAGUUACCAGUGCUCACUCUUGAAGAAAUGCGAAGUAGGUAUUAGCGACUUUUUGGCGACUGCUCGUGUAGCCUGUUCCAGGCUUCGAGAUAGUUAUGUACAGAGAUCGAGUAAACUGUUGAGAAAACGUGCUUCAUUUCCCGUCGCCGCAUAGAUCACGCGCGUCCUAUUUUCCCCUGGCAUUGUUUCCGUGACGUCCCCUCUAUCCAAGAGCCUGGCACAAGCUACUGCUCGCGAGGAGUAAAUCUUAGAUCCCCAUAAGAAACGUCUUGUUUAAGGUGGAAGUACAAUUUUAGCUAGUAUAACCAGUUUACAAGGACCCUACUACAAACGUUUUUAAACAGGUAAUUUAACCCCAACUGGCAGGAUACAACAAGGUUGUCAUUUACUAACGUGACCAAGGAUUUGAACUCGGUGCGACCGAGAAACAAAUCCAGGUGGUGGUCGGAGCGAAACUCGAACCUAGGACCGCCGUAUUCCGAGCCUGACGCGCUGACCAUUCGGCUUCGUUGCCUCCUAAUGUAACAAGAUCAAGGGAGUAUAAUCUUCUUUUGAAUAGACACAAGAAAUUUACAAGGGACUGACAUGCAUUAAGAUCGCAAUAACAUGAACCGAAAGUAGAAUCAGCUGAAAAUUCAUCUUGAAGCUAAAUGUUUGUCAAAUUUCUUUAGAAACUUUUAGGCCCUAAAUGAACCCAUUAUGUGACUGAGCCGGCCCAAGGCCCGGCUGCAUAAAAGUCAUACGUAACAGCUACUGUCUGGCGUUACAAAAAAGACAUUAACCAGCGAGCAGGCUCAUUCGUGCGAGUUCGGGAAAAUUUUUGCGGCGGAGCCUCCAGCAUGACCUGGCAAAGCUAAUGGCACCUCAAUCGUCUCUCCGUUUUCGCCGGCUUUUUCUGGUGGCCCCGCAGCCUCAUACCCAGGCCAGUUCGCGCUAUCCGAGUUACCAGAGGAGGCUUGGAACCGAGUGCGAUAGUCCUCGGCGAACUUUCCCGACAAGCUUGACAGGUGACGUCACAUCCGAAGUCGCUGAGGACGACUGGGAACGAGGCUGGUGGCCCCGGAGCCUAACCUCCAUUGCAGCCGGCCUAAACAUCGUCUAGGCCAUUAGUAUAGUAUAUACAGGCGGUUUAGAGUGUCUGCGCCGUAGACUAACACCGCCAAAUCCCGUGGAUGUAAGCCUGCUGGCAGGCUGUAAAGAUUUUUACCGGGCUUUAUGUCAGACAGUAGCGUCUAUGGCGUUUGUACGGCUGCCCCCUGCCCUCAAGCAAGAGAAGGCUGCUGUACCAAGUUACGUUUAGGUGUGACGUUACUGUUUAUGCAAACGGUCCCUGGGGCCAGUCACAGAACACAGUCACAGAACACAGUCACAGGCCUGGAAUUUUUUGUUUUGUUUUGUUUUUUGUUUUUUUUGAGGUUUCGAUAAACGCUAACUGUUUCUUUUAUUAUUCUACGUGCUUCAACAGUUCCUAGGAAGUUUGCUCUACCUCUGGUGUCUGUAGGAAUGUUCUGUCUCGGCAUACCCUCAGCGCUGAAUUUGGAUUUCUUAGUUAAUCAGGUCUGUAGCAACGACGUGUUUUAAGGUAAUGUUCACACCAUAUCGGAUAGCUUUUGCACCGGCAAGAAAACCAUAACGGAUAGAACUUCUGUUCACACAUAAGAACGGUGAUUUCAGCGCGAUUUGUCUAACAGAGCGCAGCUGUGCCGCGCAGAUCUCCAAAGCUGAGCGUAACAUGUCGGAUUAGGUUCUGUGCCACACUUUGGUGUAGGGCGAACCGGUAUUUGGACCAUAGCGGAAGUGAAUAAGCAGGAAAAUAGGACUGAAAUCCACUGAGACGGAAGUUAAUGUUCAGGAGUGUGGACUGGGACUGGGAGGACCCAAACCCUCUCGAUCAACUGCUCCGGUACAAUGUUCGAUGUGUGUGAACUUGUUCCAGUUCGGUGCCGUUGCUGUUCACACUUUGUCGACACGACAAAGUGUGAACGCGACCUUAUACCUCAUUCCUGGUAUAGUGUCAACAUGAACUUAUGCACGUAACAUCUUAGUAACAGUCGGACCAAAAUACGUCGUCAUCUUGGUGUGAGUGUAAAGGUGACUCACCCCAAUCUGUAUUCGCUGUGUUAUAUUAUUUUGAACAGAUUUCACCUUCAGUAGAGAAGCUUUAAUGCGGUGUAAACAAAUAGUGCGAAAAAAAUGAUCCUGGAACCUUUUGUGCAAGACGAGCGAAGCCUUUUAUUGACCAUGCAGUGACGUCAUCCGAAAUUGUUUUUUAUCAAGAAAGGAUCGGAAUUAAAAAUAUUUGUGCUAGACAAACGUGAUGUCAUAAAACAUUUUCAUUUUGCUUUGAGCACGUGUUAUCAUUUUACACUUACGACUAACUAUCUCGCAACCAUAACAACUUGAACACAGGAAAAAACGUUGGAGUUGUAGGCAAAAGUAGUUUUGAUAUUAAAAUGGAGGAUACAAAACAUUGUAAUUACAGUUUAGAAAGGGGCUUUUGCCGUAUUUGUUUCUUCCAGGACUUUGUCUGGGCGUUCGGCCAGGUAUUGGCUGGAGUAGUCACCAUAUCUUUACCGAUCCGUUAUGGUGCGUCAAAGUUUCGUAAUGAAAUAGUAAACCAGGUAUGGAUGUUUGGUAGCAAUGCCAGGAUUUGAGAAUAAUCAAUUUUUUUUAUUGCCACGCCGAUCACUAGAGGCGUCCUCUGCAGAUAAACUAGAAAGCGCGGGGUGGGCGGGGUGGGGGAGGGGACGAUGGAGAAAGAGAAAAGGAGAAAGGUUCUCUCUUUUUUCUCUUUCCCAUCAUCCGGCCUACACGCAUUCUUUAUCUUCAUGAAGAUCGCGUGUUUUACACUAUUUGCACACUCUAAGUAGCUAAUCAGCUUCCAGAAUUUGAAGUUUGAAUAUUAAUUCAGGAUAACUUUUUCAAUUAUGUUAAUGUAUUCCCAACUUAAUGUACUGCUUUUUUUAAAUUCAGUUUGGAUUAGAGGACUGGAAACUGCCAAAGAUCUGGGUGUACGUUAUAAAGUACGUGAGAUCAUUUAACCAACUUUGCUCUUUGCUAAAUAAGGUUCAUGCUACUUAAAUUUUUCCAAUCAUUGCUAUAAUAGACCCUACAGUCAAACCUCCACAAAUAGACUCAUCCUCCAAGUUCACUUCAGAGGCUAUGGUCUCAACGACAUACAGCUAUUUCGAGAAAGGUUGUCGGAAAAAAUGUGCACGCGACAAUCCCGAAAGGUAAUAUGGGAUAUGAUCAAUACACUGUUCCUGACGACUGUAGCUGUCGAACCUACUUUUGUUGCUUUCCUCUAACCGUCGAAAACACAUUUCCGUGGCCUUUCGUGCCAAUUCUUUCAAAUUUCUUUGAAGAACAGAGAACUCAAAACCACCCACAAUGCCUUUCAGGAUUGUCGCAUGCACUUUUUCCGACAACUUUUCUCGAAGUAGCUGUAAAAACAUGACACUUGUUACAACAACUGAGCGAGAUCUUGCGCGCUGAUUGGUCGGUAGCUGUGAUCUGUGAGGGUGUAGACCAACUUCGUUCCCAGGUCCUUUCUCUUCCUCCCGAAGAAAGAAGACUGUAUAAUGACAUAAAUGAAGGCAAAUUCUUCUUUUUUUAUCUUUUUCUUUUUUCGGUCUCUCGCGCGAGAUUUCUCGAGAAACGUCGCCCGGAAAUGGACGUUGGAAACUGUCAAGGUUGAAAUGGGAAGUAAGCAAGUAGGAAAGAGAAGGCAAAACGUUUACAAAGGUCUGAAAAACCGGUUGCUUCUUUGAAGGGAACUGCUAAUGAACCGCUAAUAAAAUACGAGGGGCCAUGUGUCAAUAUCCCAGAGGAAUUAGUCAUAUCCUUGCAUAUAUUAUCCUGACACACAAUUUAUUGUUUACGAAUAAUUUUUCGUUCAAGUGUUGUUAAACACAACGUUAUAACUCAAUAUGAAACAGGAUUUUCUUAGUCCUGACUUCGUAUAGACAAACUUCAUUAUUUAGAGGGAAGUAUUCAAGAUUGCCGAAAGCAUUUUUAAAGAUUCCAAACCUGAGCUUUGCUUUAAUUCCAAGUUGCGCUCUUUUAUCCAUGCAAUCACCAUCAACUCACAGCCUCAAGGACCAGUUGACUUCUUGUCGUAUUUUGCAGUGUUUGUGUCUCAUAGUAGCAAAUACCUCGUCCACAGCUUUCAUCUCUAAUUGUAUAGGUGAAACGAUCCUCUGUAUGGAAAUUGAAAUUGCCGUUCCUGGCUCGUUUUCUUCAAACAUAACAACCUUUUCCGAAUAGUUUUCUGACGUUUCAGUUUAAAAACUGCCGUAUGAACUGCCUGAUGUAAAAAAUCGUGUUCAAUGGUAAUCAGUCGACGUUGCUUUUCUUAGCGCGUAUACAGACAACUAAUUCUAAAUACUGCGACUUCGAAAAACAAAGGCUCAUUUCAAACGUCACAUUCCACGCGUGCCGAAUUUAAUGGUAAUAAGGAAAAUAUAGCGUUUAGUCUCGCUCAUUUACAUUAGAUUUGGCAUAAGGGAAACGCGACGUUUAAAACGGGUCUAACGUUAAUGAUUCUGCCCCCGUGGCACCAUGGAAUGCUCGCUGAAGGUGAACUGUAGACGCCAUAUUUUGGGAUCUCUUGUGGGAUCCUUGGCAAUGUAAAGACGAGCCCUUCAACGCUUCCACAUCGUCUAAAAUACACUUCUUUUACCCCCUUGCCCCUCCCCCCAACUUGCAUAAAAACUAACAAUUAAAUACAUAGUACCAUUUAAAGGCACUGCUGAAGAUGUUUCAUUUGCAUGGUAACACCAUGCAAAAAAAUGAACCACGUACAAAUGUAUGAACACAGUGAAAGCACCUUCGUUUUUGCUGUUGUUGUUGUUGUUGUCAUUUUAGAAUCCUAUAUUGAUUACUUGCAAUCGUCCCAAAAUGUUUAAAAAUCAGUGUUUACGCAAUGUUUGGGGGGACGAAGUGUAUUGUGGGAUGAUGUGGAAGCAGUGAAUACCCGCUAAACAGUACCAAAGAGUCAGAGAACUUAGAUUUUUGUACAAACAAAUUCUAAAUAGGAUUGCCCCGAGGCUUUCUUACAAAUAAUGACCCAGCGCGUAGCGUGAGGUCAAUAUUUCAAGAGUAAGAUAUAUUGCACCUUUUCAUCGUUUUAGAAACAGCAACUCAUUAUUGAAUUCAAUAAAGUGAAACAGUAGGUCAUUAUUUUUAAUUGUGACCUCCUAUUCUUCCCCAGAGACCCUCUCUAGGUUUCUUGAAAAUGAUAACCUGUUUGAAACAAUUCAAAGGUGCUUUAAAAACUGAGAAACGAAAUUGUGACGCCAAUAUCGUGAACAAUCCAAAAAUCAGGUCAUUCAAGUCAUUUUAGUGAUUUUCCUAUAACCACUGUUUUCAGUUUUGUCGAUCCUACAGUUGCAAUAGCACUGUUGGUGUCAUUUGUCAUUGACACUGUAAAGGAUGAGAAAACCAAGUGGUACGAGUUUGGAAGAGAAUCUCUCAUGUCAUGUCUUGUCGAGGUAAGUCGAUAAGUGGUGUUACUGUUGGGUUUGCUGUGUCUAUACUUUAGUGCUCAGUUGGACCUUUCACUGUAAAUUGUCUGAGACGUGUUUAAGAUAUAACUUGAUACCACAACACAUUGAGUUUUAUCGUUAUGGAAUUGAAAUUAUAACAAAUUUUGAAUCUGAUUGGCUGGCAAAAAUCCUUAUAUUUUUUACUUCACCCAGUGUGACAGCGAGGUGAGACUACACAUGUGGUGAGCACACGGUUUUCAAACCAAAAAAUUCGGUCAUUCCAAAGUUAGUGUCUUGACAAGUACUGCGCAUUUUGUGAUGUCUGGAAAAGAGAGCAAUGACCGGCCAUUCCUGGGGUUAUGGGGUUUUGUCCAUUUUGAGGUUGCACGCCCAACCGGAUCGGUUUUGUGUCCUAAUGAACAAUGUGACUGUUUUGAAAGCAAGGUUGCGCGAGACACUGGGUCAAAAGUUUUCCCCAAAACAGUCCCACAGUGUAAUUCCAUGAAUGGGCCUCAUAAUGAUGUCAAUUGUCCAGCUUGAGGAUGGGCGCGCCUCUUGAUCGCUGUCGGUGGGAUUCUUCUAGGGGCAUUGUCGCUGUUACGAGGUUGCGAAAGCUAAGAAACUGGGAAAAAUUUUUUCCAAAAUAGCCCCACAGUGCUAUUCCAUGAAUGAGACUCGUAGUGAUGUCUAUUGUGGAGCUUGAGGAUGCGCGCGCCACUUGAUCGGUGUCCUGUCCAAUUGCAUUGUGGGACUAUUCUAGAGGCAUUGUCGCUAUUACGAGGCUGCGCAAGCUAAGAAACUGGGAAAAUUUUCCCCAAAAUAGUUCCACAGUGCAAUUCCAUGAAUGAGACUCAUAGUGAUGCCUAUUGUCCAGCUUGAGGAUGCGCGCGCCUCUGGAUCGGUGUCGUGUCCUAUUGCAUUGUGGGAGUAUUCUAGGGGAAUUGUCGCUAUUACAAGGUUGCGCAAGAAACUGGGAACCCACAGUGCAAUUCGACGAAACACCGACCAAAAUCACACGCAACCUCAAAACAGCAUUCCUUUCUUUUCUCUUGUUUUAUAGUGGUUUGUGGUUCUAAUACUGUUAGUAUUAGCAAAUGCGUUGUGGAUGCGUUACCGUAGAACUCGAAGAAGAAUUCACAGAAUCUCCAGCAUUCGUGACACACAGCGUACGCCAACGACUAACGUCGACGACGCGAAUUGAUAAAUAUUUAGUGGAUGGAUUUAUCCAUCAUACUUAGAUAUUCAAUGAACAAUUCUUCAAUUAGUGCUUAACAUGUUCUUCCCAAAAAGUAGGUAGAAAGUGGAUUUUCUUAAUUAUUAGGUACCACGAAUUUCCCUACAGCCGUCUUGGAGAAUUUCUUGCUGGAUCGACAACCCAGUGUUUCUUAACUCUUUCUAAAAGUGAUUCACUCUAGCUUCGAAAGCUUUACGUCACAUACUCAACUUAAUUUAAUAUCGUCAUAUAUUAAGCUUGUAGCCAACUGUAAUUUUUUUGUAGAUUAGAUUAGAUAUUUGUAUUUAGAUUACGAUUCGCGAAUCGUAGGACGACUCGCCCUAAUUUACUCUAGAGGCGCCGCUGUGAAGAUGCUCUUGGAAACCUCUAAUUUCAUUUGCUCUUCCGGGCGCGAAACUCCUCAGGCUUGGCCUUAGUAUUAGUUCUGUAUUGUUACAAUGUAAAAUAGUAUGUACUCCCUUGAAAACGUAAUAUAUACCGGUAUUAGCAAAUUUGCUUUUGUGUUAUUAUUACCAGGA
Messenger RNA from Porites lobata, 13377 nucleotides. Lineage: Eukaryota; Metazoa; Cnidaria; Anthozoa; Scleractinia; Poritidae. The record is from the annotation of a GenBank genome assembly.